Cynara cardunculus var. scolymus (artichoke) is the source of this 903-nucleotide messenger RNA. RefSeq names its product WD-40 repeat-containing protein MSI4-like. Gene Ontology annotation, cellular component: nucleus. Gene Ontology annotation, molecular function: histone binding. Bases 1 to 903 code for a protein of 300 amino acids. The record is from RefSeq and is a predicted model, not a curated record. The transcript is spliced from 7 exons. NCBI's taxonomy places the organism in Eukaryota, Viridiplantae, Streptophyta, Magnoliopsida, Asterales, Asteraceae. Gene Ontology annotation, biological process: regulation of gene expression.
AUGUCGUCGUCUAUUCCUAGUGAGUACUCGGCCGAUGAAUCCGGCUAUAUUACCAUCCGACCUGGAAGAAACCCGUCAAUCGAUAAAGUGGAGGAUUUGUAUGAGCAUGAGGAGACUGCGAAUAGUGAGACCCCCGCAUUAUCACCUGCUUCGACACUUCAAGGUCCGAGGGUUAGAGUCACAGCUAGGAAGAGUGUUGCACUCCCAAGCCUCCAACACGCUCGAUUGCAAGGUCUUAGUUCUGGCUCCUUUCGAUUCAUACCUCCACCUCCCGAUUCUUCUUCAAUUCACUGCCGUAAUCCGAUAUUGAUUAGGUCUUUUUGUGGGUUUGAUAAGUUCAGACCCGUCUCUCCAAAUUAUUCAACUGUUCGUAAUCGAUUUCCGAUAGUUACAGGCAAGGACAAAUCAGUUGUUUUGUGGAGUAUUCAUGAUCAUAUCUCUACAUUGGCAACAGAACCAGGGCUAACGAAGUCUCCAGGAGCUAGUGGUGGUAAGAACCUGAAGACUGGUGGGGAUGACGAUAAACGUACUGAGAGCCCUGUUAUUCAAGCAAGAGGGGUCUUCCAAGGGCAUGACGAUACCGUUGAAGAUGUACAUUUCAGUCCCUCUAGCGCACAAGAAUUCUGUAGUGUUGGUGAUGAUUCCUGUCUUAUCCUAUGGGAUGCAAGAAUUGGCUCUUCUCCUGCUGUCAAGGUUGAGAAAGCACACAAUGCUGAUCUUCACUGUGUUGAUUGGAAUUCACUUGAUGAAAAUCUCAUAUUGACAGGGUCAGCUGAUAACACUGUUCGCUUGUUUGAUCGUCGGAAUCUCACUGCCAAUGGGGUUGGAUCACCAAUCCACAUAUUUGAGAAUCAUAGUGCUGCUGUCCUUUGUGUACAGGUAUAUCAUUUUUGUGGCUGUUGA